Mercurialis annua (annual mercury) is the source of this 3059-nucleotide messenger RNA. Its product is annotated as DNA gyrase subunit A, chloroplastic/mitochondrial. NCBI's taxonomy places the organism in Eukaryota, Viridiplantae, Streptophyta, Magnoliopsida, Malpighiales, Euphorbiaceae. The record is from RefSeq and is a predicted model, not a curated record. Gene Ontology annotation, molecular function: ATP binding; DNA binding; DNA topoisomerase type II (double strand cut, ATP-hydrolyzing) activity. The transcript is spliced from 26 exons. Gene Ontology annotation, biological process: DNA topological change. Bases 37 to 2820 code for a protein of 927 amino acids. Gene Ontology annotation, cellular component: chromosome; DNA topoisomerase type II (double strand cut, ATP-hydrolyzing) complex; cytoplasm.
AGAGCGCAUUGUGGCUGCUAAGUAGUUGCAAAGGAGAUGCAAAAACCCCUGCUCUCAACUAUUCUCUUAAACCCUAACACUAUGCCACUCUCUUCUGCUGCUAUCCGUUUAUCUUCCUCUCUUCUCCGUCACCCCCACACUUGUCGCUUCUCUCGCCCAUUCUUCUCCACUAAACUCGCCCCGUCCCAGCGAAACCGCAGUCUGUCCGUCACGCAAGAUUGCAAUGGAGGUCGCGUUCUUCCUGUCGAGCUUCAUAAGGAGGCCACCGAGGCUUACAUGGCCUAUGCAAUGUCGGUCUUGCUUGGCAGAGCUUUGCCUGAUGUUAGAGAUGGCUUGAAGCCUGUACACCGUCGAAUUUUGUUUGCAAUGCAUGAAUUGGGUCUUUCUUCUAAAAAGCCCUUCAAAAAAUGUGCUCGAGUUGUCGGCGAGGUUCUGGGUAAGUUCCAUCCCCAUGGCGACACUGCCGUUUAUGACGCAUUGGUUAGAAUGGCGCAGGAUUUCUCCUUACGAAGCCCCCUUAUCCAGGGACAUGGCAAUUUCGGUUCCAUUGACGCAGACCCUCCUGCUGCAAUGCGUUACACAGAGUGCAGGCUGCAAGCACUCACAGAAGUAGUUUUGCUCGCUGAUCUUGAGUUUGAUACCGUUGAUUUUGUUCCGAAUUUUGAUAAUUCGCAAAAGGAACCUUCACUUUUCCCUGCACGUCUACCGACAUUGUUAUUAAAUGGAUCGUCAGGGAUUGCGGUUGGCAUGGCAACCAAUAUUCCUCCCCAUAAUCUUGAAGAACUCGUGGACGCGCUGUGCGCGUUAAUUCACAAUCCGGAAGCCACUUUGCAGGAGUUGUUGGAAUACAUGCCUGGACCCGACUUUCCAACUGGAGGACUAAUUUUGGGAAACCUUGGGAUAUUAGAUGCAUAUCGAACCGGGCGAGGACGUAUUAUCGUGAGAGGAAAAACAGAAAUUGAAUUGCUUGACUUGAAAACCAAGCGGGCUGCAGUUAUCAUAAAAGAGAUCCCCUAUCAAACCAACAAAGCGUCACUUGUGGAAAAGAUUGCUGAACUUGUAGAGAAUAAGAGUUUGGAUGGCAUUAGUGACAUCCGUGAUGAAAGCGAUCGUUCUGGAAUGCGUAUUGUGAUUGAGCUGAAACGGGGAUCAGACCCAUCAAUAGUGUUAAAUAAUCUUUAUCGUCUUACUCCUCUUCAAUCUAGUUUUAGCUGCAAUAUGGUCGGUAUUCUUGAUGGACAACCCAAACAGAUGGGUCUGAAAGACUUGCUACAGGCAUUCUUAGAUUUUAGAUGUUCUGUUGUUGAAAGACGUGCCAGGUUCAAGCUUUCUCAAGCACAGGAGAGAAGACAUAUUGUUGAGGGUAUUGUGGUGGGACUUGAUAAUAUGGAUGGAGUAAUUCGCAUAAUUAAGGAGGCUUCAAGCAAUGCAGCUGCAUCUGCUGGCCUGAUGAAUGCAUUCAGUCUUUCUGGGAAGCAGGCUGAAGCUAUUUUGGACAUAAGCCUGAGAAGACUUACUCUUCUUGAGAGAAAAAAAUUUGUCAAUGAAAGCAAGUUAUUAAUGGAACAAAUUUCAAGGUUAGAAGAACUACUAUCAAGCAGGAAAAACAUAUUACAGUUAAUCGAACAAGAAGCAGUAGAGCUGAAGAAUAAGUUUCCCAGUCCAAGACGUUCAUCCUUGGAGGAUAUGGACAGUGGUCAACUUAAUGAUUUAGAUGUUGUUCCAAAUGAAGAAAUGCUUCUGGCCAUUAGCGAAAAGGGUUAUGUUAAGCGAAUGAAGCCUGACACGUUUAAUCUUCAAAAUCGUGGAACAAUUGGUAAAUCUGUUGGAAAACUGAGAGUCAAUGAUGCGAUGUCUGAUUUUGUCAUCUGUCAUGCACAUGAUCAUGUGCUAUACUUUAGUGAUCGGGGAAUAGUGUACUCUGCUCGUGCUUAUAAAACUCCUGAAUGCACAAGGACUGCUGCCGGCACACCACUAGUCCAGAUCUUAUCUUUGUCUGAAGGUGAAAGAAUAACUUCCAUUAUUCCUGUGAGUGAUUUUUCUGGAGAUCAUUUUCUACUUAUGCUCACGGUCAAUGGUUACAUCAAGAAAGUGCCUUUGAAUGUUUUCUCAGCCAUACGGUCCACAGGAAUCAUAGCAAUUCAAUUGGUUCCUGGUGAUGAGCUAAAAUGGGUCCGCUGCUGCACAAAUAAUGAUCUUGUAGCUAUGGCUUCACUAAAUGGAAUGGUCAUCUUGAGUUCCAAUGAGAAUAUUCGAGCACUAGGCCGAAAUAGCAGAGGUGGAGUGGCUAUGAGACUAAAGAAAGGAGAUAAGAUGGCAAGCAUGGACAUAAUCCCAGCUUCCAUGCGAAAGGACUUGGAGAGGGUGUUGGAAGAUCCUAGGAGCUACAUCAAGGGCAGUGGUCCGUGGCUGUUAUUUGUCUCUGAGAAUGGUUAUGGAAAGAGAGUUCCUCUCAGUAGAUUUCGUCUCUCAGUUUUGAACAGAGUUGGUUUAAUUGGUUAUAAGUUUUCUGCAGAGGACCGAUUGGCAGCAGUCUUUGUUGUUGGAUUUUCUUUGGCAGGAGAUGGAGAAAGUGAUGAACAAGUGGUUCUAGUAAGCCAAAGUGGUAUAGUAAAUAGAAUUAAAGUACGGGAUAUCUCAAUACAAUCUCGUUUUGCAAGGGGAGUUAUUCUGAUGAGGCUUGAGCAAGCUGGAAAGAUACAAUCAACAUCUUUGAUUUCUGCAGCGGAGGCAGAGCCCGAGGAAUCAUUAUUCAACGAAACAUCAAAAAUGUCGACACCCGAAGUUGAAUCACCUGCUGUGUUUUCCCAGGCAUCAUAACAGAUUUUAAGAGUUAUUAUUGUACAUGCCUUGUAAAAUAGUGUGCUAAUUUGGCUAUAAGAAAAGUAGCUUAUGCUGCCCAAAUUAACUUGGAUUGUUGUAAUAGUAGAACCUUUCGUGGCUUAAAUUAUUUACAAACAUGGAUGGUGGUACUAGAGAUUUUUGUACCGAGUGCCUUCUAUUUUUGCUUCACUUUUAAGCUUGAAACGCUUAGCAAUUGUAGCAGUUUGCUUCUUUCA